CCAAAACACUCGCAGCCCUAUUAGUUUGGGAAUCCAGAAACCCUAAGAUAGAGAAACUCAGUGUUGAGAGAGAGUAAAGAGGAAAAGAGAAAAGAGAUGGAUGCGAUAAGGAAGCAACUGGACGUGUUGAUGGGGGCGAAUCGAAACGGCGACGUCCGGGAGGUGAAUAGGAAGUACUACGACCGAGAUGUGUGUCGCCUCUUCUUGGUCGGCCUUUGCCCUCACGAGCUCUUCCAGUUGACGAAAAUGGAUAUGGGGCCAUGUCCGAAGGUGCACUCCUUGCAGCUAAGGAAAGAAUAUGAAGAAGCCAAAGCAAAAGGUGUCCAUAAUUAUGACAGGGACUUGGAGGAUGUUAUAGAUAGGCUCAUUGUUGAGUGUGAUAGAAAAAUUGCUAGAGCUCUUAAGCGUCUUGAGGAUGAGGAUGCUAAAGCUGCUAUAGCAAUUUCAGUCUCUGAGGUUACUCAGACACCUGAGGUGCUUGAGUUGUCGAAGCAGAUUAAGGAGAAGUUGAAGGAAGCUGAUCAAUUUGAUCUUGAAGGCAAGACUGAUAGCAAGAUUCGAGCUCUAGAAGUAGUAGAAGAACUCAGAACGAAAAGAGCAGACAAGCAGUCUAUGCUUCUUCUGGAUGCCUUCAACAAGGAUAGAGCGUCUUUACCCCAACCCCUUCCAAACCCGCCCCCAUUGGCACCCUUGCCAGUACUUGCUCCUGAUCCUCGUACACAGGAAAUGAUAAAUGAGAAGCUGAAAAAGGCAGAGGAUCUUGGCGAGCAAGGAAUGAUAGACGAGGCACAGAAAGCAUUGGAAGAGGCUGAAGCACUUAAGAAGCUGGCCCCUAGGCAGGAGCCUGUUCUUGAUUCUUCCAAGUACACUGCUGCUGAUGUGCGCAUUACUGAUCAGAAGCUACGCGUAUGUGACAUUUGUGGAGCAUUUUUGAGCGUUUAUGAUAGUGACCGUCGCUUAGCAGAUCAUUUUGGAGGAAAGCUUCAUUUGGGCUAUAUGCAAAUCCGUGAAAAGCUGGCAGAGCUUCAGGAGGAGAGAAACAAGAGCCGCAAGGUUGAUAGACAUGAGAAUGAUAGAAGAUCAAAGGAACGAAGCCGGGACCAUGACAGGGAAGCAAGCAAGGAUCGAGCAGAUAGCCGUGAGCGGGGAAGGGACCAUGAUCGUAGGAGCAGAGAUCGUGAUAGGUACCAUGAUCGUGAUCGUGGACAUGAUCGGGAGCGUGACAGAGAUUCUGACCGCCCCCGAAAUUAUGAUUCAAGAAGUCGACGCAGGUCACGCUCACGGUCUGGGGAACGCUCCAGGGACUAUGAUCGCUCCAGGGAUUAUGAUCGUCACAGGCGUUAUGAUCGAUACUAGAUCUGGGUUGGUGCAGUUGGGCAGAUAUGAAAAACUUGUGGGGUUUUUUUGUGCAUGUCAGACACUAGAUGAUCAUUGGAGUUGAGAUGAGGAGUCUUGCUUAGUUCAGAGAUGGAUGCUCAUGUAGGAAGGAAAGAUGUUUUACGCGCUUUGUUUUAAAAAACUUAAGUAGAUUAUUGUAGUGUCUCCUACUAUGGGCGAAGAAGAAGAAUCAACUGCAUUGUAGAUGUUCCAGGCAUAUGUUUGAUUGCGUAGAUUUUUUAUUUAUGGCUAAAAUGAUUUAAUGUGUUUUGACA
This is a messenger RNA of Vitis vinifera (wine grape), 1652 nucleotides long. RefSeq lists its product as uncharacterized. NCBI's taxonomy places the organism in Eukaryota, Viridiplantae, Streptophyta, Magnoliopsida, Vitales, Vitaceae. Bases 97 to 1356 code for a protein of 419 amino acids. Gene Ontology annotation, biological process: mRNA splice site recognition. Gene Ontology annotation, molecular function: mRNA binding. The transcript has 13 exons. Gene Ontology annotation, cellular component: U1 snRNP; U2-type prespliceosome. The record is from RefSeq and is a predicted model, not a curated record.